UCAAUAUUUGGAGGACCAAAUAGAGGAGGGGGAGGAGCACCCGCACUUGAUGCAAUGGGUAAUAGAAUGACUCAGAGAGGGCAAAGGCCAGACACAUCUUACUCAAGAGCCUUCGGAGGAGGCUCAGAUGGGUAUAUUCAAGCACCAGUUAUGCAACCUGCUGGAAAUCAAAUAUUGUUUCCUAGCAUUACAACUGCUCCUCUUGUUCAGACACAGACAGUAUAAAUGCCGAUGGAAAGCCUCAGACUAAGGCUGUUAUUGUUCCUUCAACACAGUCUUUGAUUCCUCCACCGAGUACUUUGCUGACUUCGUCAUAUGCAAAUCUCUCUGCAGGAGGACCUCCGUUGAUGGGAGGAGGAUCCCCAGCAAUGCUGGGGAUGUCCCAGACUCCGAUCCAUCGAUCGCAGUACCUUCGCGGAGGAGGUUCUGGCGUUAUCGGAGCUGGCGAUGGCUCCAAUGAAGAUUUUGAAAAAAUGAAGAAAGCCAGGCUUCGUAAUGACCUGCUCAACCAGAUGAACGACAACAUGGGUCGGAGGCUUGAUGAACGACGGAAGAAAAAUUGGGAAGAUGAAUAUGAUGAUGCCAGAAUCUGGCAUGAUAAUAUGGAACAACAGAAGAGAUACGACCAUGAAGAAUGGAAAAGGAAGAAAUAUUUAGUCAAAGAUGGUCAUCUUCCUGGACCAGGUGGCUGGGACCCAUAUUCGAGGUACGGGAGGCAUCGUGGGCGAUAUGGAGCCCCGCCACCUAGUUCUAGGAGAAGUGGCAAGAGAGAUGGUAAUGAUGAUUAUGGAUGGUGGUAUGGAGGUCCAAAAGCUUCUAGGAGUAGUAGGUAUCGAAGAGGAAGGUAUUAUCAAGACUGGAACGAGCCACCUCCUCUCCCAUGGAUGGAGAACAACAACCAAGUUCAUGUAAAUUCUGGAGGCAAGAAGCCUCCAGAAUCUGACACUGAUCCUGUCGCAUUCUACAAAGGUGAUAUGAAAAGCUGGUGGGAUAAGUUCGUGCCUGCUAAUGUUGCGUCUAAAAUCUCAACAAUGGUGAAUGACCAACUCCUCUCAAUGCAGAAGAAGCUUGACAACCAAGAGCUCUCGAUCCAGAAGGAGAUCACUAAACUUAAAACAGAUGCCAAUAAUUCUGAUAAUGAACGGUUAAAGGUGCUUAAUCAGCUAAGGAAUUGUAAGAAGAAGCUGACUGAUCAGCAGUUACAAGAGGACCUCAGGCAUAAUUACAUUUACCAUAUUCUGUUCAAUAAUUGGAAAAUGAGGGAAAAGAUGAUGGAUAAGGACCUGGAUGCACUCCCAUCAAGGCAGCUAUUCCCCCAGCUUAAGAAUAAUUAUGCUACUUUGGGAGAGAAAAUUAACUGGGGAGAACUUGCAUAUGAUUCUAAAAAGUUAGUAUCGCACAUAGAUCCUGUUUCAAACGAAUAUUUGAAGUUCCCUUCUGUUGAUGAUAUCGCGAAACAAGACAUUGAGGUUAAUUUCUUUGAUGUUGAAAGGAUAAAUGCUGCUAACCAUAACCGGCUAGAAGACCUGAAAGGAAUGAAACAUUCUGUAUCAGAGCCUCAACUUGAUUCUCUUGAUAAGAAGCUGUAUGACUUUUUAGACAAAGAGAGCACUUUUAAGAAAAUUAAUCUCCGUGGGGAUCUCCCAGGUGAUGAUGUGAAUGAUAUUGAUCCGAUGGUCCUUAAGGACAUCAAAUUUUAGCACAUAGGC
This is a messenger RNA of Moneuplotes crassus, 1709 nucleotides long. The record is from the annotation of a GenBank genome assembly. Lineage: Eukaryota; Ciliophora; Spirotrichea; Euplotida; Euplotidae.